Molecule: messenger RNA, 945 nt
Organism: Dentiscutata erythropus
Lineage: Eukaryota; Fungi; Glomeromycota; Glomeromycetes; Diversisporales; Gigasporaceae
Source: the annotation of a GenBank genome assembly
AUGUCUGAUGAAUCAACGUCUAAUGCUAAAAAAAGUCGUUCCUUGAGUGACGCAGAACGUCGCCUUAUACGAAGACAAAAAAGAAUUUUAAAUAAUGCGAAUGGCAGACUAGACCGAAUCACAUCUACUCAUUCAAGCAGCCCUCUUGCCACCGAGGAUACGGAUCCACAAAAACUAUUUAAUAAUGAAAAUCCUCCUGUUUCUUCUUCAACUUUAGGCGAUAAACUAUUUCAUAAAGAUCAUGAAAAUCCUCCUGUUUCUCCUUCAAUGUUAGACGAUAAACUAUUUCAUAAAGAUCAUGAAAAUCCUCCCGUUUCUUCAACUUUAAACGAUAAACUAUUUCAUAAAGAUCAUGAAAAUCCUCCUGUUUCUUCAAUUUUAGAUGACGAUAAUGAUGGAUUUUUUGUGAACAAUGAACAUUCUAGGAGAAAAUUAACAAAUCUUGAUCCAGCAAAUAGUAGUACACCCUUCCCAUUUCUGCCAUUUCUUAAUCCUGAUCUAAUAAAUCCUGUUCCUCCUGUUCAACAGUUAGAUUUUCAAUCUAAAUUAUGGCAAUUAAUCCAUUUUUUUGCAAUGAUUAUGUUGGGAUUGCUCGUAACCUGGUUUGAAGUACUUCGGCGAGAUGGUAGUUGGAGUCGAUUUACUAAGUUGACUUACAGAAAUCCGAAUGAAAUUUCUGAGACUGAUCGUCCACUAUUUUGGUAUUUUAUAACUAUUGAGUUGAUUCUUCAAUCUUCUCGAUUAUUUAUACAAAAGGGUCGAACAUUUGGAGGCACAACUCUAGGUGCAAUAGCAGCGAGCUUACCACCUCCACUUUCUGAUGCACUUACGUUGUUAAUGAGAUACAACCUUAUUUGGAAUAGUCUUUGGGAAGAUGUUUGUGUGCAUAAGGAUCUAGCAGGAGUAUUUAUUUCUUUGGGUGAAAAUAGUCAUCGAUAUGGAUAA